AUGAAAAAAAUAGAAGAAGAACAAAGGAAAGCACAGCUCAAAGCAGCGCUGCAGCAGCAGCAGCAGGAACUGCAGCAGCAGCAGCAGCAAGAAGCAGCAACAGAAGAAGAAGAAGAAGAAGAGGGAGAAGAAGAAGAGACAGAAGAGGGAGAGGAGACAGAAGAGACAGAAGAGACAGAAGAGACAGAGGGAGAGACAGAAGGAGAUACCACAGAAGGAGAAUAUACUGAAGCGGAGACAGCAGAAGAAGGAGAGACAGAAGAAGGAGAGACAGAGGGAGAAGAGGGGGGAGAUGCAAGUGCGCAAGAAUAA
Eimeria mitis is the source of this 312-nucleotide messenger RNA. RefSeq lists its product as uncharacterized. Bases 1 to 312 code for a protein of 103 amino acids. The transcript has a single exon. Lineage: Eukaryota; Apicomplexa; Conoidasida; Eucoccidiorida; Eimeriidae. The record is from RefSeq and is a predicted model, not a curated record.